Messenger RNA from Misgurnus anguillicaudatus (oriental weatherfish), 1937 nucleotides. RefSeq names its product SH3 domain binding glutamate-rich protein like 3 (gene sh3bgrl3). NCBI's taxonomy places the organism in Eukaryota, Metazoa, Chordata, Actinopteri, Cypriniformes, Cobitidae. The record is from RefSeq and is a predicted model, not a curated record. Gene Ontology annotation, cellular component: cytoplasm.
ACUGUCUCUUUAAAUGUGUGCAUAGCGGUCUCAACGGUGAGCUGCAAGAACAAGAGAACAGGGAACUGCUCGCGUUCAUAUUCACGAAGAGACAUUACGAACAUCAUCCAUCAUGGGCAUCAAACUCUACUACACCACCGUUACUGCAUCAAGGGAGGUGAAGUCUCAGCAGGCUGAGGUGAUGCGUAUUCUGGACAGUAAGAGCAUCAAGUACGAGUUGAUUGACAUCUCGGUGGGCGGUGCAGUUCGGGAUGAAAUGAGGAGUAAAUCGGGUAACCCCACGGCAAUCCCGCCUCAAAUAUUCAAUGAGGACCAGUAUUGUGGGAACUACGAAAUGUUUUCUGAUGCCGUGGAGGACGACACAGUGGAACAGUUUCUAAAGAUUGCAUAAAAGCCAAACCUGGUAGCAUCCGACACCUUCUUCCUUUCCCCGUACACGUUACCAAAGGGAGGCCUACCUGUUGCCCUCUGCUCUGCUGGUGGUACCUGCCUUCAUAUGUAUCGCUGCCAUGCCACAUGCCAAACACAAUCAACCGAAAAGCACACACCCACCCUGUUUACCCCUAAUCAUUUUAGACACGGUCACACACAUUUGCUUUUGUUUAAAUUGUCCUGUUUUUGUAUUCGCAUAGAUGCAUAAAAGCCACUAUUUUAGUCUUAAUUUUGUUUGCAUCUGAGAACUUUGAUGUAAUUAGGUCAACUAAUCUGGGUCGUAACCUCAUGUUUAUUCCACUAAUCCACAGUCCAAGAAUUUCAAGGACCAAAAAAAAAAAAACUAAAGGUUUUAUUGACCUUUACAUUCCCAUCCUUAGUACUGAUAAAAUGGUUAAUUGUUGGUGGGCUGAGAUUUAAUUGGUGUGUUGGUACCUUUAAAACAUCAGCUCUUAAUUUUCAUCAUAAUGUGAAUAAGUUAUAAUAGAUUUUAUAUCAGGCACACUGCAUUGCAUUGUUUUGUUUAGCAGUGUUCAAGCCACAGGUAUUCUGUUUGAAAAAGGUUUGCAUUAAACAUUCAUAGAUUCAGGAAAUGAAAGUGUUUCGUUGCAUAUAACUGUGCCAAUACAUUUCUGUACAGAUGUGUUCUCAAUAUGAGCAUAUUCGUCUUGUCUUUUGAUGGAAAAAUGAUACAGCAGUCUACAGUGUCCAGGUCACAUUUCACUCUGGGAUCAAAAGAAAAAUAUAUGAUUGGAUAAAGAAAAUGAAGCAGUAUUUAAGAUCAGUAAUAUCAUUUGCAUUGUGACAUAAUUUCCAUGUCACUUCAGCCCCGCCCACUCCAGUUCUCAUUAACAUAAGACAUCAAAAUGUUUUACAUACAAGAUUAUUUGGUAACUGUAAUUAUUGUCAGUGGUUGAGGUUUGGGCUUUAAUUUUAGGCUGAUCUAAAGACAAUAAUUCCAGUAAUAGUUAUUUUGUUGCUGCUUAAUUUACCCUAAACUCACUUAAUGCAAUGCAUGUUUCUUCACUAUGCAGUUUAUGCAGACCUUUUAUUCUAGUAAUUAUCUAAAUGUUGUUGUUGUUGUUUCCAUGAUUAACAAUGUACAUGCACACAUCAUUGCAUCAAGCAUUGACUGCCAUCAUUGGGAGUUCAUUGGCCAUUGUAGCAUUGACAUUUGAAGCAAUUAUCCUCUGACACAUUGUGUUGGUCAUAUUGGUACUAAUUUAUGUACUUGGAACAGUCUUAAGUCAUGGUGUUUAACCUGGCAUCUGUAAUGUUUGCUGCUCACAGUCUUAAAGUCAUCUAACUUUAGUGUCAGAUUUAAUAGCAGCUAUUGGCCAAGUUCAAGAAUGUGGGAUCUGACAUAGACAGUUGGUUUUGUAAGUGAUUGUGAAUUUUCCUCUUUCAUUGUUUGUAAUGAUUCUUGUGAUAUCUGUGCUGUACGGCUUUGCUUUAGGACCAACGCCCUUUUUUGGCCAAACAAUAAAAACAAUUAGGGAAAGAAA